Messenger RNA from Saccoglossus kowalevskii, 3508 nucleotides. RefSeq names its product guanine nucleotide exchange factor DBS-like. Gene Ontology annotation, cellular component: cytoplasm. Gene Ontology annotation, biological process: intracellular signal transduction. Lineage: Eukaryota; Metazoa; Hemichordata; Enteropneusta; Harrimaniidae. The record is from RefSeq and is a predicted model, not a curated record. Gene Ontology annotation, molecular function: protein binding; guanyl-nucleotide exchange factor activity.
AUGGCAGAAAACGAUGACAUUAAGAUUCUAGAUGUUGCAGAAUUAUUACAGGCCAAUAUAGCAUAUAUCUCAGGUGGGCAUACUGAAGAAGGAUUUCCCAUUAUAACAUUUCCAGAAUGUCCAGUGUUUAAUACAGUGUCAGAUAAAGACUUUGUAAGGGUCAUGACCUAUCUUACAACUGUACCAAGUUUGCAAGAAGUGGAUCUCGGUUUUGUAAUAAUUGUUGACAGACGUGAAGACAAAUGGAGUUCUGUGAAAUCAGCACUUGGCAAAAUUGCAGGUUAUUUCCCUGGUACUGUACGUGAGGUAUUUGUACUUAGACCUAGUGGGUUUUUCCAAAGAACAUUUACAGAUGUUGGAUUCAAAUUUUAUCGAGAUGAGUUUAAAUUUAAGGUGUUUAUGUUGGAAUCACUGAAAGAAUUACAUGACCACUUUGAUAAAUCACAAUUAACAACCCAAUUAGAGGGUGAUAUCUCGUAUGAUCAAAAUGAAUGGCUUGAGAUGAGAGUGGCGAUAGAGAAAUUUUCCGAUAACUGUGAUACAAUCAGUAAUGAAUUAAAAUCAUUGGGACAGCAAUUUAAUGAGACACAACUGCCGGAAGACGUGCAGUCUACUGGUAUAUUACUAACAGAACAUAGAAAACAACGGUAUGAAUUAAAAGAAGACUUACAUAGUGCCAUACAGUUGGGUGGUACCUUAAUGAAUUGUAUGAGGAAAUCACUCAAUAUAAGUGAAAAUAAUCCAAUGCAAAGAUUCUCAAAUUCUUGUGCAAUACAAAGACUCCUUGCCCAGCUUGAAGAAACAGAGAAAGCAUUUGAUGUGUUUUGGUGUGAUCAUGAAUUAAAACUUAUACAGUGUUUGCAUCUGAGAGAGUUUGAACAAGAAUAUAAUGAAGUGAAAGCUGCUCUUGAUUCUUCAUUAUUAUCUUUGAAUCAGAUGACAGAGCUUGGCGAUACUGUUGCUAGGGUAGAAAUGCUGAUCAGGGAAUACAAUUUAGUAAAAGAUAAAACACAGCCAUUUUUAUGUAGAAAUCAAAAAUUAAUAUUGGAUGGUCAAGAAAUGAUAAACAACAAACAUUAUGCUACAAAUGACAUUGAACCAAAUUUAAAUGAUUUAAAACACCUGUAUGAUGUCAUCAGUAUCAAGUCUGAACGGCGAGGUAAAGCUCUAAAUGCGUCGUUAGAUUUACAGCAGAGGAUAGACAAGGCCAAUAAAUGGUGCAGUGAUGGAGUAGACUUAUUAGCUGCACAAUCAAUUGAUAAAUGCCAACUUCUGGAAGGUGCUCAGUUUGAACUCAAGGAAAUUGAUAAUUUUGUUGAAAAAUCUCAAGAAAUAAAUUUAGAUAAUCCUAAAGAAUUCCACGCUAUGUUUGAUCCUAUACUUACACCAGAAUUGAAGUUAAUAGCACAACAUACAUUGAAAAGAAUAGAGGAUGUGCAGCAAAUGUUUGAGAAAAGAAGAUCAAGUUUAAAAAAAUUAGCCGUAAAAUUGGAGAGACCAGUACAGGCUGUUGUACCUGCUGUUCCUGCGCUCAAUAAAUCACAAGCUCUUUCAACUUCAAUGUCAUCACUUGGAUCCAAGUUAACACCUCCGCCGUCACCAUCACCCAGUGAGAGUGAUUUUAGAAGGCAGAAAUCAUUAUUAAAGAAAGCUAAAAGUGCACCCAAGUUAAAUCGUCAAAUCGAGAUUGUUCGUGAUGAUACAGUUGAUGCCAACCUUAGUACCACAGAUGAAAGUGAUUCUGAAAAUACAGAUACAUUAUUCUCAAAGAGAAGGCAUAUUAUGAAAGAGUUGAUUGAUACUGAGAGGUUUUACGUCAAAGAACUAUUAAGUAUAAUUGAAGGCUAUGAGUAUCAGAUGGAUAAUUAUGAAUUGCAACAUUUAAUACCGCCAUUAUUAAUCGGAAAAAGGGAUGUACUGUUUGCAAAUUUAGAAGAUAUUCAUGAAUUCCACAGAAGUAUAUUUCUUGUGGAUCUUGAAAACUGUAGAGACACGCCACCAUUAGUCGGUAGAUGCUUUGUAUCAAGGAAAAAUGAAUUAGAUAAGUUAUAUAGCAUUUAUUGUCAGAAUAAACCACAGUCUGAAAUACUUAGGCGUGAAUGUGGCAAUGACAAUGAUUUUUUUAAGGAAUGUCAACAAAGACUAAACCAUAGAUUGCCACUGAGUGCCUAUUUAUUGAAGCCUGUACAAAGAAUAACAAAAUAUCAACUAUUACUCAAGGAAAUGUUGAAAUAUUCUCACAAUGAAGAAGGUUAUGAAGCUUUACAGGAAGCAUUAGAUUCAAUGUUACAUGUACUUAAAUAUGUAAAUGAUUCUAUGCAUCAGUUACGAAUCACUGGCUUUGAGGGGAAUCUCUCAGAACAAGGCAAACUCUUGAUGCAAGGAUCCUUCAGUGUUUGGGUUGAACAUAAGAAGAAUAACAUUCGAGAUAUAAGAUUCAAACCAAUGCAAAGACAUUUAUUCCUCUAUGAAAAGUUAUUUUUGUUUUGUAAACGACGAGAAGAUGAAGGACCGUUUGAUAAAACAACGUACAGUUAUAAAAACUUCAUCAAGAUGUGUGAUGUUGGAAUGACUGAAAAUAUCAAAUCUGAUAAAAGAAAAUUUGAAUUGUGGUUACAUGGAAGAAGUGAAGUCUAUGUAAUACAGGCACCAACAUUUGAAAUAAAAAAUGCUUGGGUUCGCGAAAUUAGAAGAGUAUUACAAAGUCAGUUUGAAGCAGCUAAAGCUACAAGAAGGAAAUCCACAAGCGAUAAAACAAUACAAAAUAUUGAGAAUGCAAAUAAACAUCUAUCACUGCCUGGGAGGACAAAAAGGUUGCCCUCUCCUAACACACCGCCACCAGCUAAUGGAAAUGGUAAUGUAAUAAGAAGACACAGAAGAUCGCCCUCUAUUGAUAGAACAAAUGCCAAUGCUUCGCCACUGCCAAGUGAUGAGAUGGGUGAAGAAAGUGAUCUGGAAGGUUGGUCCACUGAUGAAUUUACUGAUGAUGAUAUGAGUGAAAGUGGUAGAGAUAUGUGUAAGGCAAUAACAAUGAAUCAAUAUGCAGCAUUAUCAGAAUACAACCAAGUUGAAAAAGGAGAGUUAUCAAUGAAAGAAGGUGACAUUGUAGAAGUGCUAAAAGUUGGUAAUGAUGGAUGGUGGUUUGUUAAACAAGUAUCAAAUAAAGAACAAGGAUGGGUUCCUGCAAGUUAUUUAGAGUCCUUAGCUAAAAGAGCCUCUAGAUCCAGUAUAUCGAUGGCUAGUCAAGGCAGCCAGAGCAGUGCUGGUAGUGGUGUUACACUUAAUGUAUGAGCAGAAUGAUUACGCAUAUAUUCACUUAACCAGAUGUUCACAUUUAUUUUGACCAAUCAUGAAAUGCUAACUUGCCACAGAUUUGCUUUCCCGCAUAUUUAUGGAAUGUGUUCUGUGAUACGACAGUCACUGUGCAAAGUCUUUGGUAUCUGGUUCUAUCCAGUUCUAUCCAGUUUCAAUGCUUUUUGGUUACAUCACUGCUUAGUACUUGACCCCC